Messenger RNA from Acomys russatus (golden spiny mouse), 15777 nucleotides. Its product is annotated as SCO-spondin-like. Gene Ontology annotation, molecular function: protein binding. Lineage: Eukaryota; Metazoa; Chordata; Mammalia; Rodentia; Muridae. The record is from RefSeq and is a predicted model, not a curated record. Gene Ontology annotation, cellular component: extracellular matrix.
AUGGCGCCUGCUGCCUGCAGCUUGGGUGCGGGCUGCCCGAAAGACUCCGGGACUGACAGCCCUGAAACUUCGUGGGGAGGGGAAGGAAAGGCGCGGAGGAAGAGGGUGCGGGGCAGCGUUGCGGUACCUCUCCCAGCAGUCAUUGGGGCUUGGAUUCAUAGCACGGUGCUUCUUGGUGACAGAGGGCACAAUGCUGGUAGCUGUGCCCACCUAUUCCUGGACAGGCACUGGUGUGAGCAGACAGAGACUGUCCACGUGGAAGAGGAAGUAGCUCCUCGUCAGGAGGACCUAGUACCCUGCACCAGCUUAUAUCAUUAUAUCAGCCUAGGCUGGCGGCUGGACCUCCCCUGGAGUGGCCGUAUGGGGCUCACCAGGCCCCCAGCACUUGGGCUCUGUGCCAUCUACAAACCUCCAGAAACCCGGCCUGCUACUUGGAACCGGACAGUGAGGGCUUGCUGUCCAGGAUGGGGGGGUGCUCACUGUACAGACGCCCUUGCCGGAGCCAGCCCUAAAGGCCACUGCUUUGUCACAUGGCAGUGCCAACCUCUAGCAGGCUCAGCUAAUUCUUCGACGGGAAGCCUAGAGGAAUGCUGUGCCCAACCCUGGGGACACAGCUGGUGGGACAGCCGCUCCCAGAUGUGUCUCAGCUGUUCUGGUCAGCAACACUCAGGCAAUGCUUCCUCUGAGUCCCUCCUGCAGCCUCUGGGAGGGGCUGUAGGCCAGCUCUGGAGCCAGCGCCAGCGUCCCUCAGCCACCUGUGCCACCUGGUCCGGCUUCCACUACCAAACCUUUGACGGGCGUCACUACCACUUCCUGGGCCAAUGUACCUACUUGCUAGCUGGUGCUGUGGAUUCCACCUGGGCCAUCUACCUUAGGCCUAGGGUCCACUGUCCCCAGCCUGGGCAUUGUUGGCUGGUUCAAGUGAUGAUGGGGCCUGAGGAGGUUUUGAUCAAAGAUGGAGAGGUCUCUGUGAAGGGCCACCCAGUGCCUGUAGUGGAGCCUCUGCUGCUCCAUGGGAUGAGCCUGCAGUGGCAGGGGGACUGGCUGGUGCUCUCUGGGGGCCUGGGGGUUGUUGUGAGCCUGGACAUGUCCAGUUCCAUUUCCAUCUCCGUGGACUAUGAGUUCUGGGGACGGACGCAGGGCCUCUGUGGCCUUUACAAUGGCCGGCCAGAGGAUGACUUUGUGGAGCCAGGAGGGGGACUGGCUAUGCUAGCUGCUACCUUUGGGAAUUCAUGGAGGAUCCCUGGUUAUGAGCCUGGGUGUCUGGAUGCAGUGGAGGUGGCCCAGGGCUGUGAGGGCCUUCUGGAAAGUACACAAACCGGCUUGGAAGCUGGCAGGCUUCACGCUCAAGCCCAGGACAUGUGCCACCAACUGCUGGAGGAUCCAUUCUGGCAGUGUCACGGACAGGUUCCCCCAGAUGAGUACCAUGAGACCUGCCUCUUUGCCUACUGUGUUGGAGCCACAGCAGGCAGUGGCCCAGAGGGGCAACUGGAAGCUGUGUGUGCCACCUUUGCCAACUAUGCCCAGGCCUGUGCCAGGCAGGGCAUCUAUGUGCACUGGAGGAAACCUGGCUUCUGUGAACGCCCAUGUCCAGGGGGUCAGCUCUACUCUGAUUGUGUCUCUUCCUGCCCACCCAGCUGUUCAGCAGUAGCCCAGAGCGAGGAGGGGCCUUGUGGGAAAGAAUGUAUGAGUGGCUGUGAGUGCCCAACCGGCCUCUUCUGGGAUGGUGCCCUCUGUGUGCCUGCUGCCCGUUGUCCCUGCUACCACCGGCGCCAACGCUACGCCCCUGGUGACACUGUGAACCAGCAGUGCAACCCUUGUGUGUGCCAGGAUGGCCGCUGGCACUGUGCCCAGGCCCUGUGCCCUGCUGAGUGUGCAGUGGGCGGUGACGGGCAUUACUUCACCUUUGAUGGGCGGAGCUUCUCCUUCAGGGGCAGUCCUGGCUGCCACUACAGCCUGGUGCAGGACUCUGUGAAAGGCCAGCAGUUGGUUGUGUUGGAACAUGGGUCCUGUGACACCGGAAGCUGCCUUCAUGCCCUCUCUGUCUUCCUGGGGAACACCCACAUUCAGCUCAGAUCCUCAGGAGCUGUGCUGGUAGCCGGGCAAGACGUUGACUUGCCCUGGAUUGGUGCUGAGGGCUCCAAUGUUUCCCGCGCCUCAUCUACAUUCUUGCUAUUGCGUUGGCCUGGGGCCUGGGUUCUCUGGGGAGUGGCUGACCCUGCAGUAUACAUCACCCUGGACCCCCGUCAUGCCUAUCAGGUGCAGGGUCUGUGUGGCACCUUUACCCGGAAGCAGCAGGAUGACUUUCUGACGCCUGCUGGAGACGUAGAGACCAGUGUCACCGCUUUUGCCAACAAGUUCCAAGUGCCAGGCGAUGGAAGAUGCCCCUUGGCGGACACCGGCCCACUGUUCUCCUGCAGCACUUACUCCCAGCGCCUCGCUUUCGCAGAGGCAGCCUGUGCUGUCCUUCAUAGCCCCACCUUUCGGGAGUGUCACGGACUGGUAGAGCGGGAACCAUUCCGGCUACGGUGCUUGGAAGCUGUGUGUGGCUGUGCCCCUGGCAGGGACUGCCUAUGCUCUGUGCUCUCUGCAUAUGCUCGCCACUGUGCCCAGGAGGGUGUCCUGCUACAAUGGAGGAACGAGACCCUGUGCCCUGUCCUGUGUCCCGGUGGCCAGGAGUACCAGGAGUGUGCCCCAGUGUGUGGUCGCCACUGUGGGGAGCCAGAAGAGUGUAAAGAGCUUGGCCGUUGUGUGGCUGGUUGUAAUUGUCCCCCGGGAUUGCUGUGGGACCUUGAGGGCCAGUGUGUCCCUCCCAGCAUGUGUCACUGUCAACUUGGAGGCCGUCGUUACACCUUCAGCACCAGUACCACUACAAAAGAGUGCAGCCGCUGUGUCUGCCAGGAAAGGGGCCUUUGGAACUGCACAGCUCUCCACUGUCCCCCAAAGCGGGCACUUUGCCCCCAGGAACUCAUCUAUGCCCCUGGUGCCUGCCUUCUCACCUGUGACAGCCCCAGUGCCAACUAUUCCUGUCUGGCUGGAAACAUGGAUGGCUGUGUUUGUCCCCCUGGCACUGUGCUGCUGGACCAGCGCUGUGUGCCUCCUCAUCUUUGUCCCUGCCGUCACAAUGGGCAGUGGUACCCACCCAAUGCCACCAUCCAGGAAGAUUGCAACACUUGUGUGUGCCAAGGCCAGCGGUGGCACUGCACAGGUCAGCGGUGCAGCGGAUGGUGCCAGGCAUCUGGCGCCCCCCAUUAUGUGACAUUUGAUGGGCUGACCCUUACCUUUCCUGGGGCCUGCGAGUACCUGCUGGUGAGAGAGGCUGGUGGCCGCUUCAGUGUCUCUAUCCAGAACCUGCCUUGUGGGUCCAGUGGCCUCACGUGUACCAAGGCAUUGGCUGUGCGGCUGGACAGUACUGUUGUGCGCAUGCUCAGAGGUCAAGCAGUCACAGUGAAUGGAGCUAGCAUAAAGCUCCCCAAAGUCUACACAGGCCCCGGGCUGAGCCUGCACCAUGCUGGCCUCUUCCUGCUGCUGACAACACGCUUGGGUCUCACGCUGCUCUGGGACGGAGGCACCCGGGUCCUGGUACAGCUAUCCCCCCACUUCCAUGGUCGUGUGGCUGGGCUGUGUGGAAACUUUGAUGGUGAUGCCAGCAAUGACCUGCGGAGCCGCCAAGGAGUCCUGGAGCCCACAGCAGAGCUGACUGCCCAUUCCUGGCGCCUCAAUCCCCUGUGCCCUGAGCCAGGAGACCUGCCACACCCCUGUACAGCGAAUGCCCAUCGGGCAAACUGGGCCCGGGCCCGCUGCGGGGUGAUAUUGGAGCCAAUCUUUGCCCCGUGCCACACAGAGGUGCCCCCGCAGCAGCACUACGAAUGGUGUGUGUAUGACGCCUGCGGGUGUGAUACAGGGGGUGACUGUGAGUGCCUCUGCUCAGCCAUUGCCACCUAUGCCGAUGAGUGUGCCCGGAACAGACAUCCUGUGCGUUGGCGCAGCCAGGAACUCUGCCCCCUCCAGUGUGAAGGAGGUCAAGUAUAUGAAGCCUGUGGCUCUGCAUGUCCCCCUACCUGCCAUGAUCAUCAUCCUGAGUCCAGAUGGCACUGCCAGGCCAUUACUUGUGUGGAAGGCUGCUUCUGCCCUGAGGGGACACUGCUGCACGGUGGAGUCUGUGUGGAGCUGGCUGCCUGUCCCUGUGAGUUGGGGGGCAGCUUCUUCCCACCAGGGACUGUGCUGCAAAAGGACUGUGGAAAUUGCACGUGUCAGGAAAGUCAGUGGCAUUGUGGAGGUGACGAUGUCCCAUGUGAGGAGACGGAACCUGGCUGUACAGAAGGAGAGGCUCUGUGCAGAGAGAGCGGGCACUGUGUGCCACUUGAGUGGCUUUGUGACAACCAGGAUGAUUGUAGUGAUGGCUCAGAUGAGGAAGGCUGUGCCACCUCAGGCUGUGGGAAGGGGCAGAUGUCUUGCCAGUCUGGCCGCUGCCUGCCCCUGUCUCUGCUCUGUGAUGGGCAGGAUGACUGUGGAGAUGGCACAGAUGAGCAGGGGUGCCCGUGUCCUCAUGGCUCUCUGGCCUGUGCUGAUGGUCGCUGCCUGCCCCCUGCCCUGCUGUGUAAUGGGCAUCCCGACUGUCUGGAUGCUGCAGAUGAAGAGUCCUGCCUGGGGCAGGUGAGGUGUAUUGCUGGAGAGGUCUCCUGUGUUGACGGCACUUGCAUUAGGACCAUCCAGCUGUGCAAUGGAGUUUGGGACUGCCCAGAUGGAGCUGAUGAGGGGCCCGGUCACUGCCCUCCGCCUUCUCUGCCUACUCCCCCUGUUGACAUUGGGCAGAACCCUUCCACCAGCUCCCCAGAUACAGCACCGAGUCCUGUGGGUAGUGCUAGUCCUGCGUUCCUCUGUGGCCUCUCUGAGUUCCGGUGCAGUAGUGGAGAAUGCACCCCACGGGGCUGGCGCUGCGACCAGGAGGAAGACUGCACAGACGGCAGCGAUGAGCUUGACUGUGGAGGGUGGCCCUGCCUGCUGUCCCAGGUGCCCUGUGCCCACAGCCCGCACUGCGUGUCCCCAGGACAGUUAUGUGAUGGUGUGACACAGUGCCCCGAUGGUUCAGAUGAGGACCCCAAUGCUUGCGAGGAGCUGUCAGCUUCAGGAGGCCCCAACAGGACAGGAGUUCCCUGCCCAGAAUUCUCCUGCCAGAAUGGCACCUGCAUUGAUUUUCUGCUGGUGUGUGAUGGGAAUCCAGACUGUGAAUCGGCAGGUGAAGCACAGCAGUCCCUGGAUGAGCAGGGUUGUGGGGCCUGGGGCUCCUGGGGUCCAUGGGAGCCAUGCAGUCAGACCUGCGGGCCUGGCAUACGGGGCCGGAAUCGACACUGCUCCGCAUCUAGGCUCCCAGUGUUACAGAACUGCCUGGGCCCACAGCACCAGUCACAGGCCUGCUUUACAGAGGCCUGCCCAGUGGACGGUGAAUGGGGCUCCUGGUCUUCCUGGUCUCCAUGUUCUGAAUCCUGUGGGGGCACCAUGACACGGCAUCGGCAGUGCCACCCACCCAAGAACGGGGGCCAGGACUGUGCCCUGCUGCCUGGGAGCCUUCAGAGCACCCACCAGACCAAUCCCUGCCCUCAGGAGGGAUGCCCCAAUGCCACUUGCUUUGGAGAGUUGGUAUUCAGGCCUUGUGCCCCCUGUCCUCUGACUUGUGAUGACGUUUCUGGUCAGGCCAUGUGCUUGCUUGACAGGGCCUGCAGCAGCCCAGGUUGCUGGUGUCCAGAAGGGCAGGUGCUGGCCACUGAGGGGCGGUGUGUGAGGCCUAGUAAAUGCCCCUGCCUGGUGGAUGGUACCCGUUACUGGCCUGGGCAACGCAUCAAGAUGGACUGCCAGCUCUGCUUCUGCCAGGAUGGCCGGCCACGUCGCUGCCGGCCCAAUCCAGAAUGUGCUGUGGAUUGUGGCUGGUCUUCCUGGUCCCCCUGGGCAGAGUGCCUGGGUCCCUGCGGCAGCCAGAGCCUCCAGUGGUCUUUUCGGAGCCCCAACAACCCACGCCUCUCUGGCCGCGGUCGCCAAUGCCGUGGCAUCCACCGCAAAGCCCGCAGGUGCCAGACAGAGUCCUGUGAGGGCUGUGAACAGUGGGGCGUCAUGCACCAUGUUGGGGAACGCUGGCGUGGGGGCCCCUGCACGGUGUGUGAGUGUCUGCACGGGGGUAUCACACGCUGCUCCCCCUAUUGCCCACUGGGCCGCUGCCCCCAGGGCUGGGUCCUCGUGGAGGGAAAGGGAGAAUCGUGUUGCCACUGUGUGCUGCCUGGAAAGAACCAGACAGUGGUCCCCAUGACCACUCCUGCCCCUGGCCCCAGCCCUCAGAGCGGAACCCCUCUGGUCACCUAUGUUCUGCCUCCUGUGGGGGAUGCCUGCUAUUCUCCCCUCGGCCUGACCCGACUGCCCAUGUGGGCACCGUCCCAGCCUCAUGCACACCCUACCUGGGCUGCCUCCCUGGGAGCUCCCGCUGCAGGGCCUGGCCCCAGAGAGGAUGCUUAUGCCAAGUGGCACACCCAGCCACUCUACCUGCAGCUGGACCUGCUGCGGCUCCGGAACCUAACUGGCAUUAUAGUACAGGGGGCUGGCUCCUCUGCUGCUUAUGUCACCAGCUUGUCACUCCAGUUCAGCAGUGAUGGUCUACAAUGGCAUGACUAUCUCAACUCUCUGCCAAGUACCCUGCAUCCAGCCAUGCUUUACCCUGGGAGCUUGGACCAUGUGGCCCCUGAGGUAUGGACAUUCGACCAGAUGGUACAGGCCAGGUAUGUCAGGGUGUGGCCACAGGAGGACCACCAAGGUGGUGGUGGUGGCGGCGGCGGUGGCGGCGGCGGCGGCGGCAAUGUCCAGCGCAACCUCUUCCUGUGGGUGGAGCUACUGGGCUUGUCCCCAUUGGCAACUCCAUGUCCAGGGACCGGGCACCGAUGUGCGAGUGGUGAAUGUGCCCCGAAGGGUGGGCCAUGUGAUGGUGCUGUGGACUGUGAGGAUGGUUCUGAUGAGGAGGCCUGUGGGCCCCUUCGUGCAGGCACCACCAGCAGAGUCUAUUCCACAACCAGGCCCCCAGCCCUCUCCUCUGCCCAGCCUGGAACAUUUCCAUUGCAGCGCGGGGAGGUUCUGGCAGACAAGGAGCACCAGCAGCCGAAGCAGGAAUCAUCCAUGUCUAGUGAAGGUGUGUCAGGUCCCGCCCACACUGCUGAGGCUCCUCUUCCUGUUUCAGGGCAAUCCAUGCAGACAGUGGCCACGAUCUCCACCUUCUUUCCUGCCACCAACAGCCUGCACCCAGGAAUGGCAGCUGUGACGGUGCUUCCCUCACACUCAGUCACUCCAGGAACUCCUGUUGGCCAAAGUGUCACCCCCAGGCCCUUCCCACCCAUGUGGUGUGGCCCCGGGCAGAUGCCCUGUGAAGUGCUGGGCUGUGUGGAGCAGGAGCAACUGUGUGACGGGAGGGAGGACUGUCUUGACGGCUCCGAUGAGCAGCACUGUGCAAGGGCUGGACCCUUCACCGUGCCCACCACUGCCCUCCCUGGGUUGCCAGCCUCAAGGGCCCUCUGCUCCCCAAGUCAGCUGAGCUGUGGCAGUGGGGAGUGCCUGCCUUACGAGCAGCGCUGUGACCUUCAGCUGAACUGCCAGGAUGGCUCUGAUGAGGAUGACUGUGUGGACUGUGUGUUGGCACCUUGGUCUGGCUGGAGUGACUGCAGCCGCAGCUGUGGCCUGGGUCUCAGCUUCCAACGCCGGGAGCUUCUGAGACCUCCCCUGCCUGGAGGCAGCUGUCUGUUACACCAGCUCCGUAGCCAGUCCUGCUUUGUGCAAGCCUGCCCAGUGGCUGGGGCAUGGGCAGAAUGGGGACCCUGGGAGCCCUGCAGUGUCUCCUGUGGAGGUGGCCACCGGAGUCGCCAGAGGAGCUGUGUGGAUCCCCCACCCAAGAAUGGUGGUGUCCCCUGCCCUGGGCCUUCUCAUGAGAGAGCACCCUGCAGCUUGCAGCUCUGCCCGGGUGACACAGACUGUGAGCCAGGCCGCGUACACGUGACCACUGAGCUAUGUCAGAAGGGCCUAGUGCCCCCGUGUCCACCCUCCUGCCUGGACCCUGAAGGCAACAGAAGCUGCAGCGGCCACUGUGUGGAAGGAUGCCGCUGCCCUCCUGGGCUCCUGCUCCAGGACUCUCACUGCCUGCCCCUCUCUGAAUGCCCCUGCCUGGUAGGCCAAGACCUGAGGCAGCCCAGGUUGCCUUUCCUGCUGGACAACUGCAGCCAAUGCACAUGUGAGAAUGGGACACUGCUGUGUAAGCCAGGGGGCUGCUCCCAGUCCUGUGGCUGGUCUGCCUGGUCCCCCUGGACUCCUUGUGAUCGCUCCUGUGGCUCUGGAGUGCGGGCCAGGUUCAGGUCCCCCUCCAACCCUCCUGUGGCACUGGGAGGUGCACCGUGUGAAGGUGACAGGCAGGAGCUGCAGGCCUGCUACACAGCAUGUGGGACAGAGAUACCAGGUUGGACACCUUGGACGUCCUGGUCCUCCUGCUCCCAGAGCUGCCUUGUCCCCGGGGGGGACCCUGGCUGGCGGCAGCGUUCUCGGCUGUGCCCCGGUUCCAGGGACACACUCUGUCCUGGGGAAGCUACCCAGGAGGAACCCUGCAGCCCCCCUGUGUGCCCAGUGCCAAGAUCCUGGGGUUUAUGGGGCCCCUGGUCCACCUGCUCAGCCUCCUGCAAUGGUGGCAUCCAGACUCGUGGGCGCAGUUGCUCUGGCUUUGCUCCUGGGAACCCUGCGUGCCCAGGACCCCACACUCAGACCAGAGACUGCAACAUGCAGCUAUGCGCAGCCCAGUGCCCAGGGAACACGGUGUUCCGAUCAGCAGAGCAGUGCCACGAGGAAGGGGGUCCAUGCCCUCAGCUGUGCCUGGCACAGGAUCCUGGGGUGGAGUGCACUGGCUCCUGUGUCCCUAGCUGCACCUGCCCCCCUGGCCUCUUCCUGCAUAAUGCUAGCUGCCUGCCCCGUAGCCAGUGCCCCUGCCAGCUGCACGGGCAGCUCUAUGUACCAGGAGCAAUGGCUCGCAUGGACUGCAACAACUGCACCUGUGUCUCUGGCGAAAUGGUGUGCACCUCAGAGCUCUGCCCAGUGGCCUGUGGCUGGAGCCCCUGGACUCCAUGGAGUCCCUGCAGCCAAAGCUGUGAUGUGGGCAUUCGACGGCGCUUCAGAGCAGGCUCUGCCCCGCCUGCUGCCUAUGGGGGUGCCGAGUGCCAAGGUCCCAACAUAGAUGCUGAAUUCUGCAGUUUGAGGCCAUGCCGAGGCCCUGGUGCACAGUGGGGGUCCUGGACACCAUGCUCAGUGCCCUGUGGUGGUGGCUACAGAAACCGCACUCAAGGCAGUGGCCCGCACAGCCCUGUUGAGUUCUCUACCUGCAGCCUGCAGCCCUGUGCAGGACCAGUGCCGGGUAUGUGUCCUAAGGGCCAGCAAUGGCUGGAGUGUGUCCAGGGCCCGGCCUCCUGUGCCCAUCUCAGCACCCCUAGAGAGCCUAAUCAGACCUGCCGUCCUGGCUGCUCCUGCCCCUCUGGGAUGCUCCUGCUAAACAAUGUGUGUGUGCCUGCCCAGGACUGCCCCUGUGCCCACAGGGGGCGUCUUCAUCCCCCAGGCAGUGUUGUGGUUCAUCCAUGCGAGAAUUGCUCCUGCAUCUCUGGCCUCAUCACCAACUGUAGCUCCUGGCCUUGUGAGGAAGGCCAGCCUGCGUGGUCAUCCUGGACCCCAUGGAGUGUGUGUUCAGCCUCCUGCAGUCCUGCCCACCGCCACCGGCACCGCUUCUGUGCCAGGCCCCCCAGUAUGGUGCCCCUCAGCCUGCCUCUGCUGACCACAGUGGCUGCCCCCACCACCCUCUGCCCAGGCCCUGAAGCUGAGAAAGAGCCGUGCCUCCUGCCAGGAUGUGACCAAGCAGGGCACUGGAGUCCUUGGGGCCCCUGGUCUGGAUGUAGUCGGAGCUGUGGAGGAGGCCUGCGGAGCCGGACCCGAGCCUGUGACCAGCCACCUCCUCAAGGCCUGGGGGAUUUCUGUGAGGGACCUCAGGCCCAGGGGGAGACCUGCCAGACUCAACCAUGCCCAGUGACCAACUGCAGCACCAUCGAAGGGGCAGAGUAUAGCCCCUGUGGCCCUCCUUGUCCCCGCUCCUGUGAUGACCUGGUGCACUGUAUGUGGCACUGCCAGCCAGGCUGCUACUGUCCUCUGGGCAAGGUACUGAGUGCUGAUGGGGCCAUCUGCGUGCAGCCCAGUCACUGCAGCUGCCUGGACCUGCUGACUGGGAAGCGCCACUAUCCAGGCACUCAGCUGAUGAGACCUGAUGGCUGUAACCACUGCACCUGCAUAGGAGGGAAACUAAACUGCACAGACCUGCCCUGUCAAGUGCCUGGAGGCUGGUGCCUAUGGUCAGAGUGGACAGCAUGCUCCCAGCCCUGCAGGGGCCAAACAAGGACCCGCUCCAGGGCCUGUGUCUGCCCUGCUCCCCAGCAUGGGGGUGCCCCAUGCCCUGAGGAGGCAGGGGAAACAGGAGUGCAGCAUCAGAUGGAGGCCUGCCCUAACUUCACUGCAUGCCCAGUGGAUGGAGCCUGGAGCCCUUGGGGGCCAUGGUCCCCCUGUGAUGCAUGCCUGGGGCGAUCCCAUCGGAAUCGGCUGUGCAGCCAUCCACCCGUCUCUGAUGGAGGCAGGCCUUGUCCUGGGGGCCACCAACAGAGUCGCCCUUGUUGGAACAGUUCUGCCCUGUGCACAGACUGUGGAGGGGGCCAGGAACUCUUACCUUGUGGGCAGCCCUGUCCUCACUCCUGCCAGGACCUGUCCCGCAGCAGUACAUGCCAGCCAGGCUCAGCGAGCUGCCAGUCUGGCUGUGGGUGUCCCCCAGGCCAGCUCUCCCAGGAUGGGCUCUGCAUGCUCCCAGAUGACUGUCACUGCCACUUCCAGCCUAGAGCCAUGGGGAUUCCUGAGAACCAGAGCCGGUCAGUAGGGUCCACACUCAGCUCCUGGGAGAGUCUUGAACCUGGAGAGGUGGUGACAGGGCCCUGUGACAACUGCACCUGUGUGGCAGGUGUCUUCCAGUGCCAUGAGGUGCCCAGCUGCCCUGGUCCUGGGAUGUGGAACUCCUGGGGGCCCUGGGAGAAAUGCAGUGUCUCCUGUGGGGGAGGGGAGCAGCUACGUUCCAGGCACUGUGCCCGGCCCCCCUGCCCUGGUCUGGCUCGACAGAGCCGAGCUUGCCACAUCCAGGUCUGCAGAGAGACAGGCUGUCCAGCGGGCCGAUUAUACCGUGAAUGCCAGCCCGGCGAGGGGUGCCCCUUCUCUUGCGCUCACAUCACAGGACAGGUGGCCUGCUUCUCUGAGAGCUGUGAGGAGGGAUGCCACUGUCCCGAGGGCACCUUUCAGCACCACUUGGCCUGUGUCAAGGAGUGCCCCUGUGUGUUGACAGUCUUGCUGCUGCAGGGGCUUGGGGUGGCCAGCAAUGUCCCCGGGUCCUACCCAGCCCUCCUGGGAGCUGAGGGCCAGACCCUUAGACCUGGAGAUGAGCUUCAGCCAGGCCAGAUACUCCACACAGUCUGCGGAAACUGCUCCUGUGUUCAUGGGAAGCUGUCUUGCUCUCUGGAGGGAUGCUCCAGGUUCAACGGCAGCUUUGGUCCCUGGGGCAUGUGGAGCCCAUGUUCCCACUCUUGUGGUGGGCUGGGUACCCGCACCCGUACCCGCCAAUGUGUGCAUCCCACACUUGUUCCUGGUGGACUGGGUUGCCGUGGGUCCCUUCAGGACCUGGAAUACUGCUUCAGCCUGGAAUGCCCUGGGACUGCAAGAGCCACUGUGGAGCCCGUGACAGGUCCUGCAGGUGGCUGGGGCCUAUGGUCCCCAUGGUCUCCUUGUUCCCACAGCUGCACAGACCCUGCUCACCCGGCAUGGCGUAGCCGCACACGCCUCUGCUUGGCUAACUGUACAGUGGGGCGCUCCUCACAAGAGCGUCCGUGCAACCUACCCUCAUGUACAGGGCUGCCCCUGUGCCCUGGUCCUGACUGUGUGUCAGAGAACUGUUCCUGGACAUCCUGGGCCCCAUGGGGAUCUUGCUCCCGCAGCUGUGGGGUAGGUCAGCAGCGCCGACUACGAGCGUAUCACCCUCCUGGGCCUGGUGGACACUGGUGCCCUGACAUCCUGACUGCCUACCAGGAGCGCCGCUUCUGCAACCUGCGUGCUUGUCCAGUGCCUGGGGGCUGGUCCCGCUGGAGUCCCUGGUCCUGGUGUGACCGCAGCUGUGGAGGGGGCCGAUCCUUGAGAAGCAGAAGCUGCUCAAGUCCACCACCCAAGAAUGGGGGAGCAGCCUGUGUUGGGGAGAGGCACCACAUCCGGUCCUGCAAUUCCAUGCCGUGUGAGGAAGGUUGCCCAUCAGGCAUGGAGCUGGUGAGCUGUGCCAACCGCUGCCCCCACAGCUGCUCAGACCUGCAGGAGGGAGUCAUUUGUAAGGAGGACGAGGCCUGCCAGUUGGGCUGUCGCUGCUCUGAAGGGUUUCUGGAGCAGGAUGGUGGCUGUGUGCCAGUUGGGUACUGUGAAUGCACAGAUGCCCAGGGCCGCAGGUGGGCCCCAGGGAGCCAGCAUCAGGAUGCCUGCAACAACUGUUCCUGUCAGGCUGGGCAACUCUCCUGCACUGCUCAGCCCUGCCCACCUCCUGCCCACUGUGCCUGGAGCCACUGGUCUGCCUGGAGUCCCUGUAGUCACUCAUGUGGACCUCAAGGGCAACGGAGUCGCUUUAGGUCCUCCACAUCAGGCUCCUGGGCUCCGGAGUGUCAGAAGGAACAGUCACAGAGCCAACCUUGCCCUGAGGCACCCUGCCCACCCCUGUGUCUACACGAAGCCCGCCUCCGUGCCCUGGGGGACAACUGGCUGCAAGGAGAGUGCCAGAAGUGCUCCUGCACUCCAGAGGGAGUGGUCUGCAAAGACAUUGAGUGUGCAGUGCCCGGAGGCUGGACACUGUGGUCUUCCUGGUCCCACUGCUCUGUCUCAUGUGGAGGUGGAAGUCAGGUUCGCACUCGAUCUUGUGUCGUAUCGGCCUCUCAGCACGGCAGCCUACCUUGCCAGGGCCCCGACACCCAGACCCAGCAUUGUGGGCAGCAGCUAUGCCUGCAGCUGCUAGAGACCUGCUCCUGGGGACCAUGGGGACCCUGUUCCCGCAGCUGUGGCACAGGCCUAGCCUCCCGAUCUGGGUCUUGUACCUGUCUACCAACCAAAGAAGACUCCACAUGUAAUGGCACAUUCUCACGCCUGGACACCCAGGCCUGCUACCCAGGGCCCUGCCAGGAGGACUGCACAUGGAGUGACUGGAGCAGCUGGACACGCUGCUCUUGUAAGGUCCUGGUACAGCAGCGUUACCGACACCAGGUGUCGGCACCUGGCCGGGCUGGAGAGGGCUCCCCUUGUACACGUCUGGAUGGCCACUUCCGGCCAUGUGCCAUUGGCAACUGCUCAGAGGACAGCUGCCCACCUCCCUUUGAGUUCCAGUCAUGUGGCUCCCCCUGUGCUGGGCUGUGUGCCACACAUCUGAGCCGUCGGCUCUGCCAGGACCUGCCACCUUGCCAGCCUGGCUGCUACUGCCCCCAGGGCCUGCUGGAGCAGGCUGGGGGCUGCAUACUCCCAGAGCAGUGUAACUGCUGGCAUACCACAGGAGAGGGAGCUAGGGUGAUGCUGGCCCCUGGGGACCACCUGCGGUUAGGCUGUAAGGAAUGUGUAUGUCAGAGUGGAGAGCUGCGGUGUUCCAGCCAAGGGUGCAAAGGUCUUCUGCCUCUAACUGGAUGGUCAGAGUGGUCACCUUGUGGACCCUGUCUGCCCCGAAGUGCCUUGGCCCCUGCCUCCAGGACAUCCCUAGAGAGGCGGUGGCCUCUGAACACAUCAGGUCUCCCUCCAACCUCAGUCACCCUGCUGGCUUCUGAGCAGUACCGGCACCGCCUCUGCUUGGACCCCGAGACAGGGAGGCCCUGGGCCGGAGACCCUGCAUUUUGCACUGUGCCCCUCAGCCAGGAGCGCCUCUGCCCUCACCCUGGAGCCUGUAGUGAUACAUGCCAAUGGAGCCCUUGGGGCUCUUGGAGUCCCUGCCAAGUGCCCUGCAGUGGAGGAUUCAAGCUGCGCUGGAGAGGGGCAAGAGACACCUCUGGUGGAGCAUGCCGUGGACCAUGGGCUCAAACAGAAAGUUGCAAUACGGGAUCUUGCCCAGGAGAGAGCUGUGAGACCCGGGACACUGUGUUUACCCGUGACUGCGCUAACCAAUGCCCUCGCAGUUGUGCUGAUCUCUGGGAUGGUGUUCAGUGUCUACAGGGACCCUGCAGCCCAGGCUGCCGAUGUCCCCCGGGUCGGCUGGUACAGGAUGGACACUGUGUGCCCAUCUCCUCUUGCCGCUGUGGCCUGCCCAGUGCCAAUGCCUCGUGGGAGCUGGCCCCGUCACAGGUGGUCCAGAUGGACUGCCAUAACUGCACAUGCAUCAAUGGGUCCCUGUUAUGUCCAUACCUUGAGUGUCCAGCCCUGGGACCUUGGUCAUCCUGGAGCAAGUGCUCAGCUGCCUGUGGUGGGGGCACCAUGGUGCGCCACAGGGCCUGCGAGGAACGUCCUGAGGGUGUACCAUGCCACGCCCUGGACAUGCAGCAAUGGCAAGAGUGUAACCUGCAGGCCUGCCCUGAGUGCCCACCUGGGCAGGUGCUCAGGACCUGCGCCACUUUGUGCCCAAGCCUCUGCUCUCACUUGCAGCCUGGCACCAUCUGUGUGCGGGAACCCUGCCAGCUUGGCUGUGGCUGCCCUGGGGGACAGCUGCUACACAACGGCACGUGCAUCCCCCCUGCUGCCUGCCCCUGCACCCAGCUUUCCCUGCCUUGGGGCCUCACCCUACCUUUGGAAGAUCAGGCCCGGGAACUGCCCCCAGGGACUGUGCUCACCUGGAACUGCACACACUGCACCUGUGAAGGUGGAGCCUUCAUCUGCUCCCUCACCGACUGUCAGGAGUGCCCCCCUGGGGAAAUAUGGCAGCAUGUCGCCCCUGGGGAGCUGGGCGCUUGCGAGAAGACGUGCCCGGAAAUGAACCUGACGCUGGCUUGGAGCAACUGCACUAAGGCACGCGAUCCAGGCUGUGUGUGUCAGCCAGGGCACUUCCGCAGCCAGACGGGUCUCUGUGUUCCCGAAGACCACUGCGAAUGUUGGCACCACGGGAGUCUCCACUUGCCUGGAUCUAAAUGGCAGGAGGCCUGUGAGAGCUGCCACUGCUUCCGCGGGAGGAGUGUCUGCUCUCAAGACUGCCCAGCCCUCACCUGCGCUCAGGGUGAAGUGAUGGUGCAGGAGCCAGGGCGCUGCUGUCCCACUUGCCAACAGGACACACGGGAGGAGGAGCCAGCCUCCUGCAGGCACCUCACAGAACUCAGAAACCUCACCAAGGGUCCCUGCCACCUGGAUCAGGUAGAAGUGAACUACUGCAGUGGCCACUGCAGGUCUAGUACCAACGUCAUGACUGAGGAACCCUACCUGCAGAGCCAGUGUGACUGCUGUAGCUACCGCCUGGAUCCAGACAGCCCCGUUCGCAUCCUGAACCUCCAUUGCCCUGAUGGCCACACUGAGCCAGUGGUGUUGCCAGUGAUCCAUAGCUGCCAGUGCAGUGCCUGCCAGGGUGGUGAUCUCUCAAAGCGCUGACAGGCUCUGUUGGAAGCAUCCCCUGCUGUCUCUCCUGUGAUGCUCGCUCCCUGCUUCCUUAAGUCCCCACUUACCUGCUUCUGACUUAUGAACCAUGCUCUGGCAUUAGCUUAUUCCAAA